This is a messenger RNA of Baudoinia panamericana UAMH 10762, 1517 nucleotides long. RefSeq lists its product as uncharacterized. The record is from RefSeq and is a predicted model, not a curated record. Gene Ontology annotation, molecular function: uroporphyrinogen-III synthase activity. Gene Ontology annotation, biological process: uroporphyrinogen III biosynthetic process. The coding region runs from base 69 to 1067 and encodes 332 amino acids. Lineage: Eukaryota; Fungi; Ascomycota; Dothideomycetes; Mycosphaerellales; Teratosphaeriaceae. The transcript has a single exon.
GACAAUCUUGAUAUUAGCUUGCUCGACGUAGCUCAACAGACUAGACCGUCAACAAUGACCGAAGCGCAAUGGACAAUGUCACAGCGAGCUUGGAACAGCUGAGCACCAACCAGAUCCCGGUGUACUUGCUCAAAACCAAAUCAUCACCAUCCGACAGUUACGAAGAACACUUCGAGCAACUCAACAAUGGCCGGUACAGACCCCUGUUUAUGCCGGUUCUCGAGCACAUGUUCCGAGACGAUGCACUGCGAACUCUCCGACGCUCGGCGGAGCGAUAUGCUUUUGCCGGCGGCAGUGCAGCCGACGAAGCGAAACUACGGAAAGCGACAAACAACCCAGCCAAGAAGUAUGGCGGAAUAAUAUUUACCUCGCAACGAGCGGUUGAUGCUUUCGGAUCUGUAACUGCUCGUCUUGACCCGUCGAAGCUCGGAGCGCUUUUCGACAAGCAGAUGCCGCUGUAUGUUGUUGGUCCUGCAACGGCACGAGGCGUGACGUCUAUGGGGCUGCCUUGUCCGGUGCUCGGUGAGGAGACCGGCAAUGGCGAGGCGUUGGCGGAUUUCAUUCUGCAGCAUCGGAAGACCCUAUCUCAGGACGUCACGCACCUCAACGGCAAGCCCCUACCACUACUCUUUUUAGUUGGCGAACAACGACGGGACAUCAUUCCGCGAACGCUGCAAUCCGAGCGCUUGUCUGAGGCGGAACGGACGCCUGUGUUAGAACUCGUAGUGUACGAAACUGGCGAGAUGGCCACCUUUGAGGAAGACUUUACGCGAUUACUUCGAUCUGCGAAGAAGGCGCAUGUGAAGGAGCAAUGGGUGGUUGUCUUUUCACCGCAGGGGUGUGAGGCUAUGCUUAUGGCUCUUGGCUGGCUGGAUGAGAAGUCGGGCAAGUACAGCGAGGCCAGACGAGAAGCACUUGCAGGACCGAUGACGACUCGGAUCGCUACAAUCGGACCUACGACGAGAGACUAUCUGAUACAGGAGUUUGGGUUUGCGCCCGAUGUCUGCGCGGCGAAGCCAAGUCCGGAAGGUGUCGGAGCGGCUGUAUCGACUUAUGGUACGACCUGAAGCAACUUCCUCACAUGUCGCGUCCUCAGCUACGGAGGGUGCUUCAUACAUACAGCCUUACGUGAAGGCUUUUCGGUCCCUUUGACCGUUGUCGAGGUUGUUAUCAUUCCCACUCGGCGAAUGCUGCUCGAAAGAGUGCUCGACACCACUCGAGGAGUUCUCGUGCCAGAAAAGCUUCAACUCGAGAGCAAAGGGCCUGUUGGCAGGAUGGUGAAUCAGACGCAAACGGCGGCUGUGCCGGACUUGCUCGUUUUCGAAACGGUAAAAGUUACACUCGACCUCGGCGACCUCAUCUGGGCGCUAAAACUUUCCACGGGUCUUCGAUGAAGCUGGGAAGGAAAUAAACCAUAUCGCCGCGUUCAUUUUUGAUGCCGUGACGGAGUGCUUCCAGGCGUGCUGCGUCACUUUGAGGCUCGUGAGCUGAAGAACCCGCGAUACACGCAGUUGUUG